UCACAAUCCACCUCUUCACCUUCCAAAUUCAAGCAAUCGUAAUCGGAAAUGGCUGCCGCCAGAUUCAUCAAAUGUGUUACCGUCGGCGACGGUGCCGUCGGAAAAACUUGCAUGCUCAUCUCCUACACCAGCAAUACCUUCCCCACCGAUUAUGUGCCUACGGUGUUUGAUAACUUCAGUGCGAACGUGGUGGUCGGUGAGAGCACUGUUAAUCUCGGCCUUUGGGAUACUGCAGGUCAGGAGGAUUAUAACAGACUGAGGCCAUUGAGUUACAGGGGAGCAGAUGUCUUUUUAUUGGCUUUUUCACUUAUUAGCAGACCCAGCUAUGAAAACAUCUCCAAGAAGUGGAUCUCGGAGCUGAGACACUAUGCUCCAACCGUGCCGAUUGUGUUGGUGGGAACCAAACUAGAUUUACGCGAAGACAAGCAAUACUUGAGUGACCAUCCAAAUGUGACACCCAUCACAACUUCUCAGGGGGAAGAACUGAAGAAAGCUAUCGGUGCAGCUGUAUACUUAGAGUGUAGCUCCAAGACUCAACAGAAUGUUAAGGGGGUGUUUGAUGCUGCAAUAAGAGUAGUUUUACAACCUCCAAAAUUGAAGAAAAGGCGAAGCAAACAACGACUGUGUGUCUAUCUUUAGACCUGGUUCUUGUGCAUUUACAUGUAUAAUGGUUUUUUUAUGUGUAACGUCUAUUCGUUUUUUUUCUUUCUAUUUGUUUCCUCAUUUAGAACUUUAAUGGUUUAAUGAAAUCCAAAGAUAUCAAACGGGGUUCCUUG
Messenger RNA from Cynara cardunculus var. scolymus (artichoke), 776 nucleotides. RefSeq names its product rac-like GTP-binding protein RAC2. Lineage: Eukaryota; Viridiplantae; Streptophyta; Magnoliopsida; Asterales; Asteraceae. Gene Ontology annotation, biological process: small GTPase-mediated signal transduction; establishment or maintenance of cell polarity; regulation of actin cytoskeleton organization. Gene Ontology annotation, molecular function: protein kinase binding; GTPase activity; GTP binding. The transcript has 7 exons. Gene Ontology annotation, cellular component: cytoplasmic vesicle; nucleus; cytoskeleton. The record is from RefSeq and is a predicted model, not a curated record. Bases 49 to 639 code for a protein of 196 amino acids.